ACUCCGUAUGUGUGAGUAUGUAAAUAAUAUUAUUAAUCUUUACAGGAGAGUGAUUGUUGGUUCAGUUUGUUUCCUGCUUCGAGUAAAAUAUUUUAGUUCGAUCGCGACGUUUUAUUAUUCAAGUAUUUAUUGUUUUUUUAAGAAAUUUGAUAUUUCGCAGCGUUUUGCGAUAAUUUGCCGCUACUUUAAUUAUUGCACAGACUUUGCGCGUGUAAUUGUUGAAAAGCUUAUUAUUAUAAAUUACGUGUGAAAACUCGCGAGACAUUUUUCGUGUUAAGUUUUUCGUAUUCACCGCCAAGCGCGAUCUCGAAUCAUCGCCGCGUCUAAAGUCGGCGACUUCAGAGACAACUUCCGGUCUUGUCUCUGUUCUCGCUUUUGCUCCUCACUCACUCACUCAGGUGUUCCGUCACCGGAUCACUGCGAUCUCGGACGGACGGUGACGGGACGGCGUCUAAACUUCGCGCGAUGAUUACGUUUAAUUAAUUAAUUAAUUACGUCGCGCGAUUUAGAUCGUCUAGUUCGUAACUAAUCGACUGAGAUAUUAUAUAUCACUAUGGCUUCCUUGGUUGCGGAUUACGGAACAUCCUCUGGCUCGGACAGCGAAACGAACGACGACGCUUCGGAUAAUGCCUUUAAGGGUGCUGAGAAGUCGGCGGGGUCCGAGAAAGAGAGAGACGAAGAGGAUGAGGAAGAAGAGGAUGACCGGGAGGAUGAGAACAAGAAAGAGAACGGAUACGUGAAAAUAAUUGAAACAGCAGCUUCCAAAGAAAAGCUUCCAUUGCCCACACCAGAUUUCAAUAGCACGCCCACAUUGCUUAGAACCUCUGUGUUCUCGAAUCCGUUUGUCGAGGCAGAGCGAGCAAAGAGCGCGAUCCUGGAGAAGCACGUGAAGAUGACGCCCACGCUGGACGACACAAAGAUGAUAAACGGCCGUAAGAUCUGCUGGAAUUAUCGUAAGGGCCGUUGUCGCUUCGGUCACAAUUGCACCUUCGCCCACGACUCGGAUUUGCACCGAAGCGCGGCCGAAUUGGAGGCUCUGCGAACUCCGCAGGAGACGCUGGUUUGUCAAACUCGUUACAGCAACGGACAACUACAGCAGCAGCAGCAGCAGCAGGUGUUGCAGGUCGCGAGCGACGACGAGAACGAGGUUGAUCAAGAGAACAAUCGCAUGGCAAACAGAAAGCGCAAGAAGAGACCCGGUCUGAGCCAAUCGUUACUUCCGAGUAAGAAAGUUUUCAAGCUGUACAAAGCGCAACAGCAGCAACCCAAAACCGUUACUAGAUGAAUAACCGUUUUGUUCAGGUUUAGUAUUAAGAAAUGAAAUAAUGUCUUCUCUAGCCAAGUUGUUACAUGUGUUCUUUGAAAAAAAAAGAACGCGGCUCAAAAAAUGUACGCGCACCGUGGGCGAUUUUUGCCAGAGUCAAAAAAAAAAAACCAAAAAAACAAAACGA
Pseudomyrmex gracilis is the source of this 1451-nucleotide messenger RNA. RefSeq lists its product as uncharacterized. Gene Ontology annotation, molecular function: metal ion binding. Lineage: Eukaryota; Metazoa; Arthropoda; Insecta; Hymenoptera; Formicidae. Bases 554 to 1285 code for a protein of 243 amino acids. The transcript has 2 exons. The record is from RefSeq and is a predicted model, not a curated record.